This is a messenger RNA of Ananas comosus (pineapple), 1644 nucleotides long. RefSeq names its product leucine-rich repeat receptor-like serine/threonine/tyrosine-protein kinase SOBIR1. The transcript has 2 exons. The coding region runs from base 16 to 1431 and encodes 471 amino acids. Gene Ontology annotation, molecular function: ATP binding; protein kinase activity. NCBI's taxonomy places the organism in Eukaryota, Viridiplantae, Streptophyta, Magnoliopsida, Poales, Bromeliaceae. The record is from RefSeq and is a predicted model, not a curated record. Gene Ontology annotation, biological process: protein phosphorylation.
CCACCCCACCCAUCCAUGGCGUCUUCCCCCCUCCCCUCCUCCCUCUCGUUCCUGCUCCUCCUCCUCCUCGCCUUCUCCCUGAUCUCCGCCGUCCACUCCUCCUACUCCUACUCUCCCCACCGUCCGAUCCACCACCGCCAGCCCCCCCAUCUCCGCCCCUCCCGCUCCCGCUCCCGCGCGCGCGCGCUCCCGAACCUCCCCGCUUCCUCUCGCACCACCGAUCGCCUCUUCGUCCCCAACGCCACGACCCAUUCCAAUUCGACCAAAUCCAAUCCUAACUCUAACUCCACGACGACCAAUCCCAAUCCCAAUUCCAAUUCCAAUUCCAAAUCCAAUUCGAGCUCGACGCACGGGCACGGGCACGGGCACAGGGACGGGGAGCGCGUGCGGAAGUGGGCGGUGGGGUUCGCGGCCGGGUCGGUGGCGGGGGUGGCGUCGGGGCUGGCGCUGUCGGUGCUGUUCCGGCUGGCGCUGAACGUGGCCCGCGGGCGGUACCGGUCGCCGUCGGGGCCGAGCAUCUUCAGCCCGAAGAUCAUCCGCCGCGCCGAGGACCUCGCCUUCCUCGACUCCGACUCCGCCCUCGCCUCCCUCGAGGUCAUCGGCCGCGGCGGCUGCGGCGAGGUCUACAAGGCCCACCUCCCCGACUCCUCCGGAGGCGGCGGCGGGGAGCCGACGGAGCCGGAGAGCCGGCUGCUGGACAAGUGGACGCGGCAGAUCAGGUCGGAGAUACAGACGGUGGGGCGCAUCCGGCACCGGAACCUGCUGCCGCUGCUGGCGCACGUGACGCGGCCCGACUGCCACUACCUGGUGUACGAGUACAUGAAGAACGGCAGCCUGCGCGACGCGCUGGCCGACGUGGCGGACGGCCGGCGCCAGCUCGACUGGGCCGCCCGGCACCGGAUCGCCCUGGGGAUCGCCGCCGGCCUCGAAUACCUCCACGUCCACCACCGCCCGCAGAUCAUCCAUCGCGACCUCAAGCCCGCCAACAUCCUCCUCGACGACAACAUGGACGCCCGCAUCGCCGACUUCGGCCUUGCCAAGGAGAUGCCCGACGCCCACACCCACAUCACCUCCUCCAACGUCGCCGGCACCGUCGGGUAUAUCGCGCCGGAGUACCACCAGACGCUCAAGUUCACGGCGAAGUGCGACAUGUACAGCUUCGGAGUGAUCCUGGCGUCGCUGGUGAUGGGGAAGCAGCCGUCGGACGACUUCUUCCAGCACACGGACGAGAUGAGCCUCGUCAAGUGGCUCCGCAACGUGAUGAACUCUGCGAACGCCACCGCCGCCAUCGACCCCACGCUCCUCGGGAACGGGUUCGAGGACCAGAUGCUACUCGUCCUGAGAAUCGCCUGCUUCUGCACGGCCGACAACCCCAAGGAGCGGCCGAGCAGCAAGGACGUCCGCGCCAUGCUGUUGCAGAUAAAACAUUAGCAAAAUAAUCGUCGGUAUAAUUGCUAGCAUAUCAGCGACUUUAAAAAUAUUACUUGCAACAACAUCUAGUAUGUAAUAGAAUUGUGGUUAUUGUGAGCAGAAAUAUUGCACUUAUUAAGUAUAUACAAAUGUGGAAGCGAGAAGAGGUUGUAAGCUAAGAUCAACUUGUUAGGAGUUGUAUGGUAAAAAAUAAGAGAAUAUUUAGUUGUGUGA